Molecule: messenger RNA, 930 nt
Organism: Sapajus apella (tufted capuchin)
Lineage: Eukaryota; Metazoa; Chordata; Mammalia; Primates; Cebidae
Product: olfactory receptor 2AP1
Exons: 1
Coding region: 1-930 (309 amino acids)
Biological process (GO): G protein-coupled receptor signaling pathway
Cellular component (GO): membrane
Molecular function (GO): olfactory receptor activity; G protein-coupled receptor activity
Source: RefSeq, a predicted model, not a curated record
AUGAAAAAUAAAACUAUAUUAACUGAGUUCAUCCUUCUGGGUCUAACAGACGUCCCUGAACUCCAGGUGGCAGUUUUCACCUUUCUUUUCCUUGCGUAUUUACUCAGCAUCUUUGGAAAUCUGACUAUCCUCAUCCUCACCUUGCUGGACUCCCACCUUCAGACUCCCAUGUAUUUCUUUCUCUGGAACUUCUCUUUCUUGGAAAUUUCCUUCACAAACAUCUUCAUUCCCAGGGUCCUGAUUAGCAUCACAACAGGGAACAGGAGUAUCAGUUUUGCUGGCUGCUUCACUCAGUAUUUUUUUGCCAUAUUCCUUGGGGCCACAGAGUUUUACCUUCUGGCUGCCAUGUCCUAUGACCGCUAUGUGGCCAUCUGCAAACCUCUGCAUUAUACCACCAUCAUGAGCAACAGAGUCUGCACCCAGCUGAUUUUCUGCUCUUGGCUGGGUGGGUUAAUGGCUAUUAUACCACCAAUCACCCUGAUGAGUCAGCAGGACUUUUGUCCAUCCAACAGACUGAAUCAUUAUUUCUGUGACUAUGAGCCUCUUCUGGAACUCUCAUGUUCAGACACAAGCCUUAUAGAGAAGGUUGUCGUUCUUGUGGCAUCUGUGACCCUGGUGGUCACUCUGGUGCUAGUGAUUCUCUCAUAUACAUUCAUUAUCAAGACUAUUCUGAAGCUCCCCUCUGCCCAGCAAAGGACAAAAGCCUUUUCCACUUGCUCUUCCCACAUGACUGUCAUCUCCCUCUCUUAUGGAAGCUGCAUGUUUAUGUACAUUAAUCCCUCUGCAAAAGAAGGGGACACAUUCAACAAGGGAGUAGCUCUACUUAUUACUUCAGUUGCUCCUUUGUUGAACCCCUUUAUUUACACCCUAAGGAACCAACAGGUAAAACAAGCCUUUAAGGAUAUAGUCAAAAAGGUUGUGAAUCUUUAA